AAAACGUAAAGCUACUAAUUAACUGUAGUAGUGAAAAUGUUUAAAAAUAAAAAUAUCUUUAGUCUCAUCAUGUAUUGAUGAAAGUUAAUGAAUAUUAAGAAAUAUGUUCUGACUUCAUUACGACUGAAUGAAGGUUUUGUACUUUGAAGAUCGCAAUAAAGAUUGUAACAUAUUGACAAUACAAUGGACGAAAAGGUAGCGAUAACGACAGAAAGGAACAGAUUAAAUUAUGAGAAUAAAUUGAUAUUGGCACCUAUGGUGCGAAUCAGCACUCUUCCUAUGCGUCUUCUUGCAAUUGACUACGGUGCUGAUAUAGUGUAUACGGAGGAAUUAAUAGAUUGGAAAUUAUUGCGAUCGUUUCGACGUGAAAACGAUGUUCUGGGAACAGUUGAUUACAUAGACAAAACAGAUGGAACUGUUACAUUUCGGACCUGCCCUAGAGAAAGAGAUAAAGUAGUCCUACAAAUUGGUACUUGUGAUGCAACAAGAGCAUUGAAAGUUGGCAAAAUGAUAGAACAAGAUGUUGCUGGGAUAGAUUUAAAUAUGGGCUGUCCUAAACUGUUUUCCUUGGUAGGAAAAAUGGGUGCAGCUCUUCUACAAGAGCCAGAAACAGCCAGAAAUAUUCUGAAAACCUUAGUAGAUAAUCUGAGUAUUCCAGUGACGUGCAAAAUACGUGUAUUACCAGAUUUGAAUAAAACCUUAGAACUCUGUGAACUUUUGCAAUCAACUGGUAUAUCUGCAAUAGCAGUACAUGGUCGCACUGUUAGUGAAAGACCACAGCAUGCUAAUCGUAAUGUAGUAUUGAAAGAAAUUUCAAAUAGACUUUCAAUACCAGUUAUAGCAAAUGGAGGCUCAAAAGAAAUACAGAAAUAUUCUGACAUUUUCAAAUUUAAAGAAAUAACAGGGUGCAGUAGUGUGAUGCUUGCUCGUGCAGCAGAAUGGAAUUGUUCCAUAUUUAGUAAAGAGGGUUUACUUCCUAUGGAAGAUGUGAUAAAAUCAUAUUUAAAAUAUGCUGUGAACUGUGACAACCCACCUUCCAAUACCAAAUACUGUAUACAAAAUAUUCUUAGGGAACAACAGGAAUCAGUACUAGGCAGAAAGUUCCUCAAUUCUCAAACUUUAGAACAGAUAUGCAAUUGUUGGGAUUUAAGCGACUAUUAUCGUUUGAAGAAAAGAGAAUUUGAUGAAAAAGGUUUAUUAGGAAGAUCACAAGUUUCACCUAUGAGAGAAGAUGAUAAACAGGAUGGAGAGCAACUACCUAAUAAAAGAAAGAUUGCCGAUGAGGAGGAUGUAGUUUUAAUGCAUUGUGCAUUUUUAAGAAAUAAUUAUGUAACGGAUCUACAAUUGCCGAAAACUGUAUUACACAAAUGGUCCCAAACUCAAAGAAAAAAAAUGCCAAACUAUAACACGCAACAAAAAGGGAAACUUUUCCGUUCCAUUGUUACAGUGGACGGAAGGAAAUAUGGAUCAUCCUUCUGGGAAAAAAAUAAAAAAUGGGCAGAACAAGGAGCAGCACUGGUUUGCCUCUUUUCUUUAGGCUUAAUCAAUGAAAAAACAUUUGCCGCGAACGGCAAUGUUCCUUCCUGA
Molecule: messenger RNA, 1587 nt
Organism: Habropoda laboriosa
Lineage: Eukaryota; Metazoa; Arthropoda; Insecta; Hymenoptera; Apidae
Gene: Dus2
Product: tRNA-dihydrouridine(20) synthase [NAD(P)+]-like
Exons: 5
Coding region: 184-1587 (467 amino acids)
Biological process (GO): tRNA dihydrouridine synthesis
Cellular component (GO): cytoplasm
Molecular function (GO): tRNA dihydrouridine synthase activity; flavin adenine dinucleotide binding; tRNA binding
Source: RefSeq, a predicted model, not a curated record